Messenger RNA from Schistosoma rodhaini, 4121 nucleotides. Lineage: Eukaryota; Metazoa; Platyhelminthes; Trematoda; Strigeidida; Schistosomatidae. The record is from the annotation of a GenBank genome assembly.
UCGAUAUAUGUAUCCAUACAUAACAGGCUGUUCUUGUAUGAAAGUAUGUAACAUAUGUCCAGUCUAGUUGGUGUUCGUGCAUAUACAUUAGACUACACAUAGAAUGUUUACAUCGCACAAUACACCUUCAGUACAAUAAUCUUCUUUCAUAAACCGUGAAAGAAAUUGAAAAAUAAAAAAGAAUCAAGGAAUAAAUAGUGAUGUUGUUUGUCUGCAAGUAAACGGGAUACUAAAACAUACAAACAUAUAUAUAUAUAUCCAUAUAUAAUAGAUACAUUUACAGACAUAUACAUGUAAAGAACUGGACAGAUGUAUUGCGUGUAUUGCAUAGUAAAUAUAUAUAUAUAUAGAAAGUAAAUUGACAUUUCCCAAUUGACUAACUAACUAACUAACCAAAUAACAACUAUUAUGAUUGAACGAAUCACAUAAUUGUUUUGAUCAAGAAAUUAGUUACUAUGUACAUGAACAUGUAACAGUGUAUAUAUAUAUACGUGCUUGUUUAAAAUUCAAUGCAUAGAUACAUAAUGGUAUUUUGAAGAAUACAUUAAUACAGUGAAAUAGAUUUCCUCUAUUUUUUUCUUUUCUUUUUUUUGAUCUUUAAAAAGGUUCCCUACUUUUGUAAUAUAGUUGCUAUGGUUAUUUAAGUGAUACAUUUAUAAUAUGAAAUAUGUACAAUUCAUUCAAUAUACAGAAAGAAAUUUUUGUUAGAUAUAUGUAUAUAUAUAUUCAAAUGAUUUAUCAAUUUGAGUAGAUUCAAAUGGGAUUAUCUUCAUUGAUAUAAAUCUAUUUAAAGAAGAAGAAGAAGGACAGUUAUAAACAGUGUGUAAAAAAAUACCUUUAUCCCUUUAUUACUAACACUACUACUAUUAUUAUUAUUAUCAGUAGUAUAAACGUGAAUAUAAUUUGGUGAAAAAUUUAUUUGAUAUUUGACAUAAUGGAAUAAAGAUUUUGAUGAAUUAUUAUUUAUCAUGAUAAAUUAAUCGUCUUAAUGAUGACGAUCAUGAUGAUGACGAUGCUGAUGAUGCUGAUGCUGAUAUUGAAUACUCAGAAAAAAGGAAUACCAUUUAUCUAUAUAUUAUAAUCUAAUAUCUUAUCUAAUAGAAUUGUGAUCAAUACUAUAAUAAUAAUAAUUAUUAUUAUUAUCAAUAUUAUUAGUAAUAGUUGGUAAUUAUUGUGUGGAAUAAACCAAUAAAUAUCAUGUUCUCACGUGUACAAUUUCGUAGAACAUUUAAAAAACCAGAAGAUCAAGAUACUGAUCCAUUUCUAUUAACUAAAAAUGUAACCCUUCAAAGAAAUACAGAUAUUCGCACAUAUUAUAAUGUCGGAGUUUAUUUGGGCAGUGGAAAAUUUGGUGAAGUGAAAAGAUGUCAAGAAAAAAAGACUGGAAGAGAAUUUGCUGCAAAAUUUGUUCCAAUCGCUAGUGAAGAAGAUAUGAAUAGUGUAUUGAAUGAAAUUGCUGUUAUGAAUACAUUAAGACAUCCAAGAUUAAUUCAAUUGUAUGAUGCUUAUCAAAUUGAUGAAGAAGUUACACUUGUUCUUGAAUUGAUAACAGGGGGUGAAUUAUUUGAACGAAUUAUUGAUGAAUCAUUUAAUUUAAAUGAAUCUAGAUGUAUAAAAUUUAUGCAUGAAAUUCUUCAAGGUGUUGAAUAUAUGCAUUCACAAAAUGUGAUACAUCUUGAUUUAAAGCCUGAAAAUAUAUUAUGUUUAUCAGCAACCAGUUUUAAAACAAAAAUUAUUGAUUUUGGAUUAGCUAGAUUUUAUCAAGAUCAAAAUUUAUGUGUUCUAUUUGGUACACCGGAAUUUGUUUCACCUGAAGUAAUCUCAUAUGAACCAGUUUCACCUGCAGCAGAUAUGUGGUCACUUGGUGUAAUAUGUUAUGUAAUGCUUUCUGGAUUAUCCCCAUUUUUGGGUGACAGUCAAGGAGAAACUUUAGCUAAUAUUAUACGAGUGAAAUAUAAUUUUGAUUAUACAGAAUUUGCAGAAAUUUCAAAUGAUGCAAUGGAUUUUAUUCGAAAACUUUUAGUGAAAGAUCCAAGAAAACGAAUGACAGCUACUGAAUGUUUACAACAUCAAUGGUUAAAGCAAAAGAAAAAAACACCAAAACGUUCUGGAACAGUCAGUAAAAAACGUCUGAAACAUUUUGUUUAUCGACGUAAAUGGCAAAAAGCAGUAAAUGCGAUUAUAGCAUUACAACGUAUGGGUGUUGUACUACAACACUCACCAAUAAUGCGAUCAAGACAUCCAAGUAUGUCUAUACAUGGUAUGAAUAGAUCAUUUGAAAAUGAAACUAAACGACCUAAACCUCCACAAGUCACUGGACAUAAAUUAUUAUCAAGUAGCCCAACACCACUUCCAACAGUUAGUAAAGAAAGUUCACCAAUGGAAUUAAUGAAGAAACCUUCAGGCAUAUUUAGAAAAACUAGUUUCUUUGGUAAAACACGAAAAGAUGAUACCACUACUAGUAGUGCUGGUAAUAAUGGAACUAAAACUAAAAAUAAAGCUGUUGAAAACGUAUCAGAUCCAUCAACAUCACAUAAAAAUAAAUUAGACUUAUCAACUAAAUCCAAACGUAAAGAAAGUGGUAAAGUUUUCAUGUUACAACGGUAUAAAAAUAGUCAACAGUCAACAUCAUCAGAUAGUCCGUCGAUUUUACCUAAAAUCAGUGUGACAAGUGAACCCAAUUCCAGAUCCUCAAGUAAAUCAGAAGCAGUUGUAACUAGCCCGAUACAACAAAAGGAUACUUCUGCUUCAUCAUUUGUAUUUAAAACUCAGAAAAAAAAUAGUGCAUCAAAAAUAAUACAAUCAAAUGAGAAACAAUCGAAUCCUUUCACCGUAAAAGAUAAAAAAUCCUCCACAUCAACACCACCAUUGCCACCAACUUCAACAUCUAAUCCUCUAUUAACAAACUCAAUUGGGAAUACAAGCAAUGAAAAAGAGAAAUUAUCAGCUGGAAAAACAAAAACAACAUUGAACACAACUGAUACUACUAACAAUCUUGUUAGUAGUAGUAAUAGUAACACAACAACAACUGUGAAUACACACCAUAACUUUCAUAAAGUCCCAACAAAAUCAAAGACUACUACAUCCAUUUCAAAAUCAGAUAUUGCUAUGAAAAUUAAUUUCUUUUCAAAUUUAUCUAAACAAGGUAAAGUAAAGUGAUAUUGUACAGUGAUUUUCUCUUCUUUUGCAUGCUUUCUUUAUUUAUCCCCAUCUGUAAAUUGUCUUCCUUUUGAAUUUUAUGCAGUAUUUUUUUCUUUUCAUUUCACCUCCAUUUAUCGAUUUUGUGUGUGUGUGUCUAGGUGGGUGAGUGGGUAGGUAGGUAACAAGAGUUCAAAUUUAUUUAGUUUUAAUAAAAGAUUGUUUCAUAUUCAAUAAUUUUAAUGACAAUAAUAUAACUAUCAAAUAGGUUUUGUUCAUAAGAUAAGAUACUUAACAAACAGAUAAAAGUGAACAAAUAACCAGAAUUAAGAAUUUCCCUACAUAUCAAUUUAAUCAUUACUAUUAUUAUCGUAUAUUAUUAAUAUCCAUGGUAAAUAAACUUGUUUUUUUUCCUCGUUUUCGAGUUGUCCAAUGGAAAUUAUUCACUAACAACACCAUACAUAUUAACUCUUUGUAUUCAUAUAGUAACAAUAAUAAUAAUGCCGAACCUUCAUCUAUAUAUUUUUUCCCAAUAAUUAAAAUAUUUUUAAGCGCAUAUAUAAAUCAUUAUAAUAAUGGGUUCCUUUGUUUUAAUUUGUAUAAAAGUUCAUUGUUCAAUGAAUACCCCCCCCCGAAAAAAAGGUCACUCUUUUGUUGUUCUGUCUUUUAUUGUUUAUAAUAAAGAUUACUUUAUUAAUAAUUUAAUAAACAUUAUGGUGAUGCUGUUGUUUCAUUUGUUAUUUAUAACUGAUUGUUUCAUUAUUUUCAUCCAUUUCAUUUUAUCCAUAUAAAAAGAAUUAUUAUUUGAAAUAAAAGAGAUAACUUAAAUAAGACUGGGUGAUUUUGGGAACAACUUCUAUUUCGAAGGGGAUUUGGUUAUCAUUUAAACAAUAAUACUAGUUUAUUUACUGAUCUUUUUAGCUAUCUUACACCACGAUAUAGUUAGCCCCCAAAUGCCUUGGUACGGCUGAGAGUGGGGAGAG